CCAACACCUUAUUUCAAAACACACCGGAGAGAAACCUUACAUGUCUGGGGAAUGUGGGUACAGAACAACUAAUAAGGCUACCUUAUCCAUCCAUAUGAGAAUCCCACAGGGGAAAGACCGUACAAAUGUGACCAGUGCGACUAUACUGCAGCAUGGAAAACUGCUUUGAAGCAACACCGAGCAAAACACACCGGCGACAAACCCUUCGUGUGUGGGGAGUGUGGGUACAGGACGGCUUAUAACAUGACGUUGGCCAGGCACAUGAGAACCCAUACAGGAGAAAAACCCUACAAGUGUGACCAGUGUGACUAUUCUGCUGCACAGAAAUAUGAUUUGGAAAACCAUCGAAUAAUCCAUACUGGUGACAAACCCUACAUGUGUUCUGUUUGCGGAUUCAUGACUGCUCACAAGUCCAACUUAGCCAAACACAUGAGAACCCACACAGGUGAGAAACCCUACAAAUGUGACCACUGUGACUAUGCUGCUGCACUGAAAAGCGCAUUAAACCAGCAUCAAGCGAAACAUACUGGUGAUAAACGCUUCUUGUGCAACGAGUGUGGGUUUAGGACAACCAGAAAAUCACACUUAACCCGACACAUGAUGACGCAUACAGGAGAUAAACCAUACAAGUGUGACCAGUGUGACUAUUCUGCAGCACUGAAAAGUCACUUGGAUCAACAUCUUACAAAACACACGGGUGAGAAACCCAUCAUGUGUGAUAAAUGUGGGUACAGGACGGCUUAUCAAUCGGACUUUUCCCGACACAUGAGAACUCACACAGGAGAAAAUCCCUACAAGUGUGACCAGUGUGACUAUUCUGCAGUACAAAAACGCCAGUUGGACAAACAUUUAGCAAAACACACCGAUGAGAAACCCUAACUAUGUGGGGAGUGUGGAUACAGGACGGCUCAGAAGAUCUACUUAUCUAGACACAUAGGUGAAAAACCUUUCUAUUGUGACCAGUGUGAUUAUUCUGCUGCACAGAAAGAUUCUUUAGACAAACAUCUAGCAAAACACACUGGCAAGAAACCCUACAUGUGUGUGCCUUCAGGACACAAAGAAAGUCUGACUUAUCCCGACACACGAGAACACACACGGGAGAGAAACCUCACAAGUAUGAUCAGUGUGACUAUUCUGCAGCACGGAAAUCUGACUUACCACACCAAAAACACACACAGGUGAAAAACCCUACAAUUAAGUGUGACCAGUGUGACUAUUCUGCGGCCCAGUAAGACACAUUAGACAUGCAUCAUAGACAACACACUUUUAAGAAACCCUGAAUGUGCAUAUUACCAUUUACUACAUCCAAGAUACAGUUAUAUCCAAGUAGAAUAUAUGAGUGAAAACUUCCCCACUGAUGCUUUAAUGAUAAGCAUACCCUGCCAGAUGCUAGGUUUGUAUAUUUGUAACCUUCUGUUCAUGGCAACGUUUUGUAGCAUUCAAGAUAAAUGUACAUUUCAGUACAAACAGUCUCACUGGUGUUGGUAAUGAUAUGCAUGUGAGGUACUGUAAAUGCAGAAAUAUUUGCGGUGGAUUAAUGUUCGUGGUUUUCGCGGUUGACCACUUCACCGCAAACUUAAAUCCACCGCGAACAUUUUUCUAUUAUGGUAUUAGACUGCAGUCUAUGGUGUUACCGCGAACUUAAAUCCACCGCGAAAAGUCCCUUUUCCCGCUACCGCGAAAUGAAAUCCCCGCGAGCUUAAAUGCAUUUACAGUAUUUCGAAAGUAAAGUCUGUCCAACAUGUAAAACAAGCCAGAGCAAUGUUGGUAUUUACUCAUUUACUGUCUUGAUCACUGUCAUGGAAAACUUUAAAAGGGAAGUGGGACUAAUCUCCAAGCAGAUCCUACAAUGGCAUAAGAUAGUACCAGACUGGCCAAAGAGU
Messenger RNA from Branchiostoma floridae (Florida lancelet), 1883 nucleotides. Its product is annotated as zinc finger protein 525-like. NCBI's taxonomy places the organism in Eukaryota, Metazoa, Chordata, Leptocardii, Amphioxiformes, Branchiostomatidae. Gene Ontology annotation, biological process: regulation of transcription by RNA polymerase II. Bases 244 to 879 code for a protein of 211 amino acids. The record is from RefSeq and is a predicted model, not a curated record. Gene Ontology annotation, molecular function: DNA-binding transcription factor activity, RNA polymerase II-specific; RNA polymerase II transcription regulatory region sequence-specific DNA binding. Gene Ontology annotation, cellular component: nucleus. The transcript has a single exon.